AUGAAGUUCUCCGCCGCUUUCACCUCCCUCUGCCUUGCCGCCGUUGCUGUCGCUCUCCCCGCCGAGAAGCGCGCAGACAGCUCUACCAGCGCUGCUCCCACUGUGACGGACAUUCUGAACUAUGCCUUGACCCUCGAGCACCUUGAGAACGCCUUCUACGCUGAGGGUAUCAAGAACUUCACUCACCUGUCCUUCAUUGAAGCUGGCCUCCCCGGUUUUGCUGCCGGUCGCUUCUCCGAGAUUGCCCAGCACGAGGCUACCCACGUUCAGUUCCUCGCUGGAGCUCUCGGUGAAAGCGCCACCCAGGCUUGUAACUACAACUUCCCCGUGACCGACGCCAAGUCCUUCGCCCAGGUCUCUUACCUGCUCGAGAACGUCGGCACCUCCGCGUACUCCGGCGCCGCCCAGUACCUCUCGGGGGGAACGCUGACCGCAGCUGCCACCAUCCUCGCCGUCGAGGCCCGCCACUCCGCGUGGGUCAACUCUGCCGUCCUCAAGGCCAACCCGUGGAACGGCGCGUUCGACACCCCCCUCGACCUCAACCAGGUCUACACCCUCGCCUCGGGCCUCAUCACUUCGUGCCCGUCCUCGAACCCGACGCUGCCCGUCAAGGCCUUCCCCGCCCUUACCUUCGGCUCUGACAUGACCGCCGGCAAAGCCACCACUGUCUCGUUCAACGGCUCUGACGCAAGUAGCGCCGACGGCACGUACGUCGGAUUCAUCAGCGGCAUGAACACGACCAUUGUCCCCGUCCAGAACGGCCAGGUCACCAUCCCCGACGGUCUCAUGGGCGUCGUCUACGCCGUCGCGACCUCGAGCGAGUCGAUGACCAGCGACAACGUCACCCUCGCCGGCCCGGCGUUCCUCUCCUUCGACUUCGGGCCGAACGGCAAGCCUAUUGGUCACUGGUUGUUGUGAGAAGCCGGGUGACCUUCUGGACUAUACCUUUACUUUAUUUGCAUACAUUUCGCCAAAACUGCAGUACUAAUGUCUGAUCGCUUGUACUUACGGACUUUUCGUAGUAAUACUUGACAUGAUCUCGUGUUUCAACUAGUCUCAAUACUCGAUCAAGAAUGUGCCGUGUUAUGCUGUUACAACU
Messenger RNA from Coniophora puteana RWD-64-598 SS2, 1099 nucleotides. RefSeq lists its product as uncharacterized. Bases 1 to 918 code for a protein of 305 amino acids. Lineage: Eukaryota; Fungi; Basidiomycota; Agaricomycetes; Boletales; Coniophoraceae. The record is from RefSeq and is a predicted model, not a curated record. The transcript is spliced from 3 exons.